Amaranthus tricolor (Joseph's coat) is the source of this 3866-nucleotide messenger RNA. Its product is annotated as E3 ubiquitin ligase PARAQUAT TOLERANCE 3-like. Lineage: Eukaryota; Viridiplantae; Streptophyta; Magnoliopsida; Caryophyllales; Amaranthaceae. Bases 852 to 3605 code for a protein of 917 amino acids. Gene Ontology annotation, biological process: protein ubiquitination; mRNA processing; ubiquitin-dependent protein catabolic process. The record is from RefSeq and is a predicted model, not a curated record. Gene Ontology annotation, molecular function: zinc ion binding; ubiquitin protein ligase activity. Gene Ontology annotation, cellular component: nucleus. The transcript is spliced from 15 exons.
AACCCGAUCCUGAACACAAACAAUAUCCAAUCAUAACCGAACCUUCUCUACAUUUAACCCCCAACCUCAACUCUUUUUACGGAUUCAUAUUUCAUCACCUAUCUUUUCCCAAUUCGUAAACCCUAACCCUAAUUCUCUCUCUAGAUUCUUCCUUUAAACUCAAUAACUCCUUACAGAACUAUCGCUGUUGGACUUUUAAGUAGCUUCUUAUCAUUCAAUUCUCAAACGAGGAUAAUCAGAUCGCGGUUUUCAUCUCUCAAAUACGUUAAUUGUCGCUGAAUCGCUGCAAAUUUCUCAUCUAUUUUUCAUUCAAUUGAAUAAACUUCAAAUUUUACUUUCUCAAGAGUUGCAAUAUUUUUUGGGUGAUUCUACGUCGUCGGAGCUUCUCGCUGUGAAGAUGGAUUAUUGAAGAGUCGGUGCUGAUUAAUUCACUUUUUCACGAAGGAUAUAUCGAUUUCGUGCUUCGAUCUAUCAGAUCCUAUUGAUUCCUUACUAUCUUACUUUUUUGGAAGAAAUUUUUUUGCUGAGUACUCAUAAUUGAAGCACGAAUUCAUUUUGUUCGAAGAAUGCAGAUUAUUUCAACAAGAUACAAAUAGAUUUCCGGUGUUCGAAGAUUUCCGCACUCCGCAGUGAAGUAUACAAGGAGAGGAAGCUUGAAGGCGAAAAAGAUAUUAAAAAAUUUCUUUUGUACUUUGUUAUAAUAAUUUUAAGUUCGAAGUUAAAUUAGAGGCCUAUAUUUGAAUAAUUCAACGGCCUCUGAAUAUCCUUUUAGCUAGUUAGGGUUUUUGUUUGAUUUUGUGCGAUACAAGAUUUGUUCGAUUGAUCAAUUUGUUUUUGAAGGAAAGAAAAUUAUGGCAGUUUAUUAUAAGUUUAAAAGUGCAAAAGAUUACGACUCAAUUUCAAUCGAUGGUCAUUUCAUAUCGGUUGCCAAUUUAAAAGAAAGAAUUUUUGAAUCAAAGCAUUUGGGAAGGGGUACUGAUUUUGACCUUGUUGUGACCAAUGCUCAAACUAAUGAAGAGUAUAUAGAUGAAGCAACGUUGAUUCCAAAAAACACUUCAGUGUUAAUUCGUCGAGUACCAGGACGGCCUCGCAUGCCUAUUGUUUCACAACCAGACGAGUUGAAGGUGGAGGAAAAGAUUGAGAAUGAACAACAAAAAAGCAACUUUAUAGUUGCUGAUUCUUCAGGAUUUGGAGAUUUUGAAGCUUCAGGAUUGGAUGAUGAUUUUGGAAAUGAUUUAUAUGCCAUCCCUGAGAUGAUACCUGGACAAUCAAGAAAUGCAUUGCAGGAUUCGGUUCCUUCAAGCAAAGCUGAUGAGGAUAGCAAACUAAAAGCUUUUAUUGAGAAUUCUUCUUUCGACUGGCAGCGUCAACCUACUGAUGGUUUUGGUCCUGGGAGAGGGUUUGGCAGAGGUGGAAGGGGUGGUCGAGGUUUUGGUCGAGGUGGUUUGGAGCGCAAAACUCCUCCACAAGGCUAUAUCUGUCACAGGUGCAAGGUUCCUGGUCAUUUUAUUCAGCACUGCCCAACAAAUGGUGACCCUACUUAUGACAUCAAGAAAGUGAAACCUCCUACUGGUAUUCCCAAGUCGAUGCUCGUAGCUACGCCAGAUGGCUCUUAUGCUUUGCCCAGUGGCACAUCUGCUGUGUUGAAACCAAAUGAGGCUGCUUUUGAGAAAGAAAUUGAAGGGCUGCCAUCUACUCGUUCAGUUGGAGAUCUUCCUCCAGAGCUUCAUUGCCCCCUUUGCAAGGAAGUUAUGAAAGAUGCUGUGUUAACAAGCAAGUGUUGUUUCCAGAGUUUCUGUGACAAAUGUAUAAGGGAUUAUAUCAUUUCUAAGUCCAUAUGUAUUUGUGGGGCAAGAGAUGUACUGGCAGAUGAUCUUCUGCCAAAUAAGACACUUCGAGAAACCAUUAACCGGAUAUUGGAGUCUGGUAAUAGUAGUGCAGACAAUGCUGGGAGUGCUCUCCAAGUUCAAGAUAUGGAAUCGGCGCGUUUUCCUCAGCCUAGGAUUCCUUCACCUACUCAAUCUGCUGCCUCAAAAGGGGAGCAAAUGCUUCCACCACGCACUGAAGGAACUUCAAAUUUAAAGGGGAGUGUGCAAGAUAUAAAGCCUAGUGAUGCUUCACAGCCACAGGUACAAUCUCAAACCUCAGAGAAAGUCAAAAUUAACAUCGUUCCAGAUGUGUCUGAAGCUACGCAUGAGUCAGCUAGUGUGAAGGAGCCUGCACCUCAGGGCAGUGCUUUACCUGUGGAAGAAGAGGUUCAACAAAGAAUGGUUCCUGGUGAAGCAGGAAAGAAAAAGAAGAAGAAGAAGAAGAUGCCGUUACCCGUUAAUGGUGCAGCUCCAGAUAUGCAAUGGAUGGGCAUGCAGCAGGGGAUGGAUGGAUUUAUGGGCCCUCCUGCUGCCUUUAAUCCUUGCUGGCCGGGCAUGCAACCUGCAAUGGAUGGAUUCAUGGGCCCUUUUGGCGGUAACAUGCCAUUUAAUAAUAUGGGUUAUGGUCUAGGACCUAUGGAUAUGCCUUUCGGCAAUGUUAUGCCUCCAGAUCCUUUUGGUAAUGUUAUGCGUCCUGAUCCUUUCGGUGCGCAAGGGUUUAUGAUGCCCCCAAUGUUUCCUCCUCCUCAGAGGGAUCUUGCAGCUGAAUUUGGAAUGGGCAUGAAUAUGAGGCCACCACUGAUGAGUAGAGAAGAAUUUGAGGCUCGGAAAGCUGAAGUAAGAAGAAAGCGAGAAAUGGAAAUGAGACGCGUUGAGAGCCGGGAGCCUCCGAAAGACCGUGAUUAUAGCAGAGAAGUUAGCAGCAGCGCCAAUCCUCCACCUAUGAUGAAGUCAAAAUCUAGGCCACCACCAAUUAGAAGGUCUCCAAGCGAAGAUCGCUACGACAGUCAUCGUGAAAGGGAGAGAGCACGGGAGAGGGCCUCUGUUGACCGUGAUCGGGACCGAGAGCAUGAUCGCGAAAGCCAUCAUCGUCGAACCUCCCACAGCCAUAGGUCUGAAACGGUUUCCCCAGACAGAUCUAGACGUGAUCCAGAUGCUCCCCGCCCAACCUUGAAAAGGAAAUCGGAACAUCAUGACCGUGACCAUAACCAGGAACGGGAACGAGAGCGGGAGCAUCAUGAACGGGAACGGGAGAGGGAGAGGGAGCGGGAGCACCAUGAACGGGAAAAGGAUCACCAUGAACGGGAAAGGGAGCAACGUGAACACCGUACCCAUUCCAAGUCCUCAUCCACAAAGCAGCCGUCUUCUUCAGAUGCGGUCCCAGCAUCAUCCGACAAGAAACACAAGGCAAGUGUGUUCUCAAGGAUAAGCUUCCCAGAAGAGGAGCCAAGUAAGAAGCGUAAGGUCUCCGCUGAGCCUAAAGCCAAGGCCAGGCCAAAGCUCGUUAGUAAGGAUAAUGACGCCCACCACCACAAGACAGUGCCAUCGUCUUCUGCAAAUGGCUACUAUCAUGACACCGGGACAAAGAGUGCAGCAGCAGCUUUGGAUUAUGAAUCGAGUGAUGAUGAACGCCAUUUUAAGAGGAAGCCAUCAAGGUACGAGCCAUCGCCCCCACCUAGAGAGGAUUGGAUAGGUGUGAAUGAGGAGGAUGGGAGGAGGCAUAGGAAACACAGGUAGAUUGAUUGAUGGUUCUGAAUACCAAGAGUGACUAUUGACUUGGCUACUAAUUGCCGGGGAUGGACUUCCUCUGUUUUUGGGCUUAUUGCUCAUCCUUGUAAUUGUAGAAAAUGAGCAUAGGGGAUCAAUUUCUUCCCUUGUGGGUUAUACUGCUCAUCUUUGUAACAUUUUGUUCUAUCUUUUUGAUUUUGCAACAAAAUUGUACUUGCACUUUGUUCUGUGUUUUGGGGUAUAAAUGAAAUUACUUUCAACUUUCCUAAA